GUUUGCGUCACUGCUGUGCGACGCACAUGUCGAGGUGAAAGUGCAAGGCUGCCAUUUUUUCGAAAAGAUCUUCCUGAGUAGUUGGACGAGCAGAGACGUACUGUGAGUUUCACCGUCACUAUUUAUCGGCUCUGUCGCACCUGUCGGCGCACUGAAGACAUACUGUAGAGGGAUAUUACAGAAGCUCGGUGUUUUUGAACUCAGGUUGAGUCGCGGGCGUUGCUCGGGAGUUGCACUGGUCUGCAGAUGGCUGCUUAGCUCGGCGGGCUAACAUUAGCCGUGGCUGUAAACAAACACUACACACAGUCGAGAAACAGCUGCAGGUAAACCACCGCACACUCUGCAGGUUUGUUCAGCAGAUUUGGUCAAAGCUUCAGCCGGGUAAAGAGCUAACGCCAGGGAAGAGGAGCGGGCAGCAGGAGGCGCUUCGACGCUGCAUGUCUGGAAGUUUGCAACACAACUCGAGUUUUGAUGACAGUGCGAGUUUCUCCAAACCAGCUCGGAGCUCAGUCGCUUUAGACCGGGUCGGGGUUCGGUCGGGUCACAGGGUAAAACACGCACACACAAACACAAACACACGCCCAGCGUCAUGUCGUCCUUCUCGGAGGCGGCCUUGGAGAAGAAGCUGUCGGAGCUGAGCAGCUCGCAGCAGAGCGUCCAGACUCUGUCUCUGUGGAUCAUCCACCACCGCAAACACUCGGCCCUCAUCGUCAAAGUGUGGCACAAGGAGCUGAAGAAAGCUAAAAGCAACAGGAAGCUGACGUUCCUGUAUCUGGCCAACGACGUCAUCCAAAACAGCAAGAAGAAAGGACCAGAGUUCACCAAAGACUUUGAGUCCGUCCUCGUCGAUGCCUGCUCCCAUGUUGCCAGUGAAGCAGAUGAGAGCUGUAAAAAGCACAUGGAGAGACUGCUGAACAUCUGGAAGGAGAGGAACCUUUACAGAAGUGACUUCAUUCAGCAGCUCAAACUGGCCAUAGAAGACUCUAACAGCCCCAGGCCUUCAGAAGAGAAGAAGCCGGUGAAACGUAGCUAUCAGAAGAUCCAGGAAGAUGAAGAUGAUGAGGACGACGACUAUAGAAGCCACAACUCCCCUCGCAACACAGAUGCCUCUGCUACUCAGCUGACAGAGGAGCUGGUGAAGGCCCUGCAGGACUUGGAAAACGCUGCAUCAGGCGAUGCAGCUGUUCGUCAGAAGAUCGCCUCGCUGCCGCAGGAAGUCCAAGACGUUUCCCUACUGGAGAAGAUCACUGACAAGGAGGCAGCAGACAGGCUGUCGAAAACGGUGGAUGAAGCCUGUUUGCUGCUGGCGGAGUACAAUGGCCGACUGGCUGCAGAGCUGGAGGACCGGAGGCAGCUGGCUCGCAUGCUGACUGAAUACAUCAGCAGCCAGAAGGAGGCGCUCAUGGAGAGAGAGAAGAAACUAGAGGAAUAUAAGCAGAAACUUGCGAGAGUGACCCAGGUGAGGAAAGAGCUCAAGUCCCACAUCCAGAGUCUCCCUGACCUCUCCCUCCUGCCCAAUGUGACCGGGGGUCUGGCCCCGCUCCCCUCGGCCGGAGACCUCUUCUCUACUGACUGAGGGGGUCUUUGCCCAGACAAACUACCCCGAUGCUCCUCCCCACCCAAACCCAGCCUCACGUUUGAUUCACAAAAAUACUCCCAGCUGUGUCUCCAGCCAGAGGACACGUGCUCAAACCUCUCUCAGAAGAGUAGCCAGCCCACCUGCUAACUCCAAACCUGCAGGAUAAAAGGGAGGAAGGGACGUUAGAAGGAAGGUUUGGUGAAAUCGAGAAGCCCUGCAGAGGAGAACAGAGACUCUGUCAGCCUGGAUUUUUCCCGUGCUUGCUUAAUUAACAAGGAUUCCACUUCACCAGCUUGGAACGAGUUUGUUUCCUGUCUGUUUUUAUUAUUUUUUUUUUUAAAUGCUGGACAUGUCACUGACUUAGGAGGAGGGGAAGGGUGAAGAAGUAAAGCUUCGAUGGACAUUAUUGGUGGUUGUCAGGGCGUGUCAAUCUAAGUGUCUUUCUGUAUGGUAUAUUUUGGAUUCAGUGAGCAAAGGUGGGCCGUUUGCUCUCAAAGUUCUCAGAGGUUGUGACUACACUGUGAAGAGGAUGUACCAUUCACUAGUCUUAUUUUUUGGCUUUUAGUUUGUGGAUUUUUAUUCAGUCAUAAUCUGAUAGGUGGUUUUGAUGAGUGUGUACAAUUAGAGAAAAUAUCAGAUCAGGUUCAGUGUACGUUGGGUUUUGGAUGUUUAAUGAAUGCUCGUGGUUGACAACUGUUACACAGCACACUCAUUUCAGUAACACUUCAUAGAGUCAGUGACUGAAUAGGAUUGGUGGGACAGUAUCAUCCUGACAGUUUAAAGUCAAUAGACAAGCUUUGGUUUUCUGGCCCCAAUUUGCACUGUGCAAUUCAAAGUACCCGUUUGUUUUCACACUUUAAUUUUGACAGAUGCCUCAAAUAUUAUGAGGCUAAUUAUGUUCAGAAGUGUGUACUAGGCAAGGUUUGAAUUUUACAAAACAAAUCCUGAAAUUUUGCAGAAACAAUUCAAAGUUUGCUUUCUAAAAAACUGCCUGGUCUCUAUUUGUAUGAAAACAUUCAUGAAAUGCUAAAAUUCAAAAAUACAGUAUCUUCUGAAAGGGAAAGUAGUGAGAGAAACUAAAGCGUAAGAGAUCAUUUAGUUUUAGUGUGUGUGUAGGUUUGGGAAAUAUGGAAAGAGAGAAAUAUCAAGAUAACGAGGUCUGAACAGGACCUUUUUUUUGAUAUUGUUUAUCACAAAAUCUGUUUUGCAAUGGAAAAAAAAAUCAGGACAGGUUGUCUAGUUACAUUUACAUUAGAUUUUACAUUACAUUUACAUUACAUCAUUACAUUAGAUAUGAUCUUCAGCAUAAUUUUCAAGUGUUAACUUGAAAAAAACUUAAAAAAUGAUUCACAAUAUUAAAUUCCCACAAAAUGAUUAAAAUGGCAUAAUUUACACAUAUGCUUGGCCCUACUUUUUGUGUAGAUAAAAUAUUUUACUAAAAAGUAGCAGCAUCAGAUUCACCUCUGUAGUCUUUUAUUAAAAUUGACAAACCACAUCGCAAAUCCCUUAAUUUAGAUAUUAAGGCCAGGGAGGGUGACUUAUUCCCUUUGUAAUAUUUGGUACAGCUGUUUGUGAGGAUUUUGUAAUCAUUUCUCUGUCAAGGCCAGAACUAUAGGUAUCAUUUGUUUAGCUCAUGUUUGAUUUUCUGUCGUCUGGAUGAAGAAAGGAAAAAAAAAAAAACAUGUAUGGAGAAGUUUUAUGAUAAAAUGUGAGGAUGUUUACCAAGACAAACUAUUCAUUUUGUUAAAGAUUCCUAAAGCCAUGUCUUCUGCUGCUGGUGAGAUAAGUGUUUUCCAAAGCUAAAGAAGAUUACAGUCGCUGUAACUUACCUGCUGAUGCAGCAGGCCUGGGUGAGAAGUGCUGCUACAAAUCCUUUUCUGUGAACUCUGAUUGAUUGGUGUCUCCUGGCAGUCUGGAGCCACAGAAUACUUCAAGCAGCAGGUAAAAGUGUGACUCAGCAGCUUUACAGGAUUUGUUAAACCAAAUGAGUAGAUGUCAUCAUUAGAGUCAUUGGUAGGGACCCAAAACACAUAUUUAGUCUUUAAAAUGACCGUAAUGUUAGACAAACUUUGGCUGUUAAUGUUGAAGUGGAUUAAAUUUGACGCAUUGUUUGUUCACUGGUUAUUUAAAAGAUAAUUACAAAAAGUUUUCGAUACAACUAUACGCCAGGAAGGAUUUCAGCAACAUUUUGACCCAGGCGCGCUUUACUGUCAAUAUUAGUUGGAUCUUUUCUUACUUACUUGCUGUGUGGUAUGUGUCGCUCUCUGCAGUUUCAUACUGUUCUAUCAGGACUCCAACAGUAAGGGUAGUGUUUUUCUGUAAUGAAAGUGAUUCAGAGGAUGCCAAUAAACUGGAACCAUUUGAACAAUUAC
This is a messenger RNA of Xiphias gladius (swordfish), 3951 nucleotides long. RefSeq names its product regulation of nuclear pre-mRNA domain containing 1B (gene rprd1b). The record is from RefSeq and is a predicted model, not a curated record. Gene Ontology annotation, cellular component: RNA polymerase II, holoenzyme. The coding region runs from base 590 to 1576 and encodes 328 amino acids. Gene Ontology annotation, biological process: mRNA 3'-end processing. NCBI's taxonomy places the organism in Eukaryota, Metazoa, Chordata, Actinopteri, Istiophoriformes, Xiphiidae. The transcript is spliced from 7 exons. Gene Ontology annotation, molecular function: RNA polymerase II complex binding.